Molecule: messenger RNA, 2449 nt
Organism: Dimorphilus gyrociliatus
Lineage: Eukaryota; Metazoa; Annelida; Polychaeta; Dinophilidae
Source: the annotation of a GenBank genome assembly
ACUACAAAAAUUCGUGCAGUUCGCUUUGUUCGCUUCGUUCAAGCUAUAGAUACAAAUUUUUAAAAAUUCCCUUCCUCCUUUUGAUAUGAAAGGGAAAGUGACAUCUAAUCGCAAAUCUCAAAGAUUGAUCGACAAAAAGAAGAAAGAAUUAAAGAGUCUAAAACCCAAAAAGUCAGUCUCAUCUUUACGAUUAAAAAAUCUACUAAGGCUACAACGAAGAUCAUGGAUGGAAAAUCGGAAGCUAAAGAAGUCUUUAAAGCUACCAGCUGAUACAAGACGAAUAUUUGAUAUUGGAAAUGACUGGGGAGAGUUUGAGGAUAUGAGAAAAAAUCAUGGAGGAGACAAAAAAACAUUUAUUAAGCAUUUAUUGGAUUUAUAUAAAUCUACUCAGAAGGAAUCAUCAAAACCUUUAUCCAGUAAACCAACUACUCGAAAGAAAGCUCAACCGCCUAAACGCUGUAUCAGAGUAGAGCGCGUGGAACCUACAUUUGAAGUUGUUAAUCAGGAGGAGAUGGAUACCUGUAGUCAAGACAAAGAGUUAUCAGCAAAAAAUCAUCCCUGUUCUUCAAAGGCAGAUAUUGAUGCAGGAAAGGCCAUAAUUUGUGAGAUAGAUCUAGAAGUUGAACCUGAUAAAACGGCAAGUGAUGAUGAAGGCGAGGAAAGCUAUGAAGGACGCAGAAUAAGCGGUCAGCCUAUUGAUUUGUACGUAGAGGAUAAGGAUGAUGAAGAAGAGGAUAUGGACGAACCAGUCAAGGAAGGAAAAGGUGUAAAGUACUUGGGCGAAUGGAAUGGUGGAAUGGAAAAUGUCACUAUUGACGAAGACGAUUUUUGGACUGCAAGGGAGCCAAAGAAAAAAUUUAGGCCAACGAAAGUAGCUAUUCAGGAUAACGACGUUCCCACUGGUCAUAAGGUUACAUUUCAUGUGAAAACUUUAAGAAAUGUUGACGAAGAAAAGAAAAUUAUUUAUUGCGAAGCAGAGGGAGGAGUAGAUAUUAUUUCGGAGAAACCUUCUAAGAGAACCAGAAACAGACCUCAGGAAGGAUUCUUAAAGAAUCCAAGUGUGGUUCUACUUUUAGACAAUAUUCAUGCAGCUAAAGAAGUACCAAUCGUAAGCUUCAAAGAAGAUUUUCUUUUUACAGAUAAAUUUCAGGAUAACAAAGCCGAACCUGUAUCAAUAAACUUGAAAGCGUCUAUCGAUUACCAUGAACCAUCAGCAAAUAGUCGAACAAUAUUUUGCACUGGAAGCGCUUGUAUUUCCAACCUUCACUGCGGUUAUUGCGGUGUAUUGUUGCCGAAUAACUUUGAAAUAGACUUAAGACUUGAACCAACUUGCAAAUGUACAAAUUGCGAAAGACCUUUUUCAAAUAAUUUAAAUUUAAGAUUUCAUAGAAAAUCAUAUUUGAAAAAGAUGGUUUGUGAAGUAAAGGAAUGCGAAUUUUCUUGUAGAUCGAAGGAUAUUAUGGCAAAACAUAGCAAAAUGGAACAUACAAUUAUGAUUUGUCCAACGUGUGGUAAAUCUUUUGAUGAGUACAGCAAGUUAAGGAAUCACGAAUAUAAACAUAAGUCGGAUCAUGUAAUUAAAACAUGCAAGUAUUGUAAUCAAGAUUUUAAGAAGUCUGAAAUUUACCACCAUAUUGAAAGAGUUCACACAAAAGCGGGAAAAGUUAAAUGUCCUUACGAAGAAUGUGGUCUUGAAGUGAGGGAGACCUAUUUAAGAACUCACAUAAAGAAAAUACACUCUGAAGAAGCUACUAAAAUCUGUACAGUUUGCGGGAAGAAGAUUAAAAUGUCAUAUUUUACUGAUCACGAAAAGAUUCACGAAAGAGAAAAGAUCAAAUGUAAUUAUUGCGAUAUGACUUUUAUAAAUGAAGAGUCUAGAGCUAGACAUGAAGAAUAUAGGCAUCAUUAUAUUGACAAAGAGGUUGAAGAAAGAGUAGAAUUACCAGAUGACUUCCAGGACUCUGAUAUAUUGAUUAAAUGUUUCGUUGAUGGAUGUAAUUAUGUGACCCAUGUACCAAAGGAUAUGAGGGUUCAUUACGUUGAAGAGCAUGGAAUUGUUGAAAGAAAAAUCAUGAGAUUUCAGUGUCCUCAUGACGGUUGCUCAUUCCUUGGUAGAAAGAAAUUUCAUAUAAAUGUUCAUUAUAAGAGAGCCCACUCUAACAUGGAAGUAUAUCCUUGUCCAAUGUGUGGUAAACGCUUAGCCUCCAAUGCUAGUAGAGUGAGACAUAUGAGGGUGCACACUGGUGAAAAACCUUUUGACUGUGCCGUCUGUAAAAGGAGCUUUAAUCAGAAAACACCUAGAAAUAAUCACGAAAAAAGAAUUCAUAACUACCAUCGACCGCCCGUAAGAAGAAGUGGUAUGAUAGGGCCAGAAAGAGAAGAACUAGAAGAAGAACCUCAAGUACAUUACUUGACUGCGGUCAGUGCCGAAGUGAUCAUUAAUCCAUAA